UGUUAUAAUUCAGAGUCAAAUUAGUUUUAUAUAUUGUAGAUUAUUCCUUAUCACAUCAGCUGUCUUGUGUUCGUGUCGUGUGCCAAGUGCACGGUUCUAGUAGCUAUGACUAUAUACGGCACUAGUGCUUUAUCUAUCUAGUGUGCACUAACAUAACAGUGAACAGUAGUGCUAGGAGGCUUAUUGUUCUGAAUACAUGCACCACAGGUUUUGGGAUUCUUCUGAGUUCCAGAAAGCAAGUCAAAUUCAAGAUGAGAUAAGGAAAAUCAACUCAGGUCUAAAUGCAGCAAAAUCCAGAGUUGAGAGUCUUGUACUGCUGAAUGAUCUUCUCAGCCAGUGUAGCACAGAAACUCUGUCACAGUAUACCAUCACUUGGACACGCCUUCUCAUACAGAUUAUCAAGGGCUAUGCACCAGCAAGUAUUCACAGACUGGCGUGUUAUGUACUAGGAAGUCUUACAGAGAAGUCCUCCACUUGCCCUGAGUUGGCUCGACAGGUUGCCCUUGACUCCUUGCCCCAGCUCAUUCCUGCUCUGCUUGUUAUGAAGGAAGAGAGUUUAGAAGCAGCCUUGUACUGUAUUGGGAAGUGUAUGCAGUUCUAUUCAGGACCUUGUGGCACUUUUAAGGGUAAAAUUGAAAACUGGGUUAUAGAUCAAUUAACUAAAGAGAACCCCAGAGUUGUGGAGGCUGCUGUUUCUGUCUUCCCCUGGCUGUCUCAGUGUGGAGGGGGAGGAAACCAGGGAAUAAAACACGCAGAAUCAUGGAGCAGUAACUGUCACAAGCUGCUGGGCUCUCUUCAUGAUACUCUUGAUCAGCUUUAUGAAGGGGUGGAGUCAGGAGUGGAAGAGAACAAGAAGAAGUCUGAAAAGCUUUCUUUGAGUCCAGUACAAGGCACAGGCAUGGAGAGAAUUGUGGGUUUACGUAACAGGCUGGACAUGUUAUGUGGUUGUCUAGGGGGAAUGCUGAGCACCACCUUCCCAGCUGUAGUGAGGAUUCCUGUACCAGAAGUGAUCGGGUUCAUACAGAGGGCGCUGGCAGUUACUGGUAGAGCUUUGCUACUCCGUCCAUCCACAGAUAAUCUACAGUUGCUCUCAGUGUUACCAUUCCUGCACACCUCUGUCCUCAGGGUGCUGUCCUGUCUCAUCUCAAGGUAUGUGUUACCAUUCCUGCACACCUCUGUCCUCAGGGUGCUGUCCUGUCUCAUCUCAAGGUAUGUGUUACCAUUCCUGCACACCUCUGUCCUCAGGGUGCUGUCCUGUCUCAUCUUAAGUUGCCAAAAGAACCUAAUCUCCUAUACCAGCACAGUAAAUCAACUUCUCAUCCAAACUCUGUCCUGGACUAUAACUGAAGACACAGCAGAUGGUAGGAAAAGACCUUAUGGUAAUUUACGAAAAGAAGUAUAUUCCACACUCGUCGUCUGGGUCCAAACACUUGGUGCAUCCUCUAAUGUUCAUAAUAUUAUAGACCAGUUGUUGACUCAGCUGAAAAGAGAUAUCACUCCAGAUGUUGACGUUAUAAAGCUGGAGACUAUUAAUAAGAAGCCAGAUCAGUACACAGAGCCUCCUAAUAAAAGGAAGAAGGGUAAUAAAGCUGGAUUAGAAGGUGUGUCCACUCGUAAAGUUCUUGACCACUCGGCUAAUGCUGAUGUCUGUCUCUCUGCUCUGGCUGCUUUGAGACACCUUCUGGUGGCUGUUGGAAGUUUGUUAAAAGUUCAGAGGAUUAGGGAUAUCCAAGAAAUCGCCUUACCCCUGGCACUGCGUGUCCAGGCCUUCACUGACCAGGGGUCACCUGGGCCAUACUCAGACCCAGAGUGCAGGAGAGAGCUGUACCAUGUGAUCCAGUGUCUGUUUCUGAUCCCGGCAUCCAAGUGUCCGCCCCCCACCCACUGUGUGAUAAGGCUGUUUACUGGUGGACAGAAUGACCCAGACAGAAAGGUAUCUUCAUUCUGUCAAGAGGCACUCACAAUUUGCGAAGCAGUCAUUCAUCCCAGAGUCCCAUCACUCCAACAAACUAUUCUCUGGACUGUAGAUGGCAGCAAAAUCCAAGAUGUUAACAAGACAAGCCAGGUUUCAAAAUCAACUGUUGACAAUUCUUUAUUUAUAAGUGGGAAAAAUAGGCAAUGUGGGGAAUCUAUUUUCACAACGAGUUUCCAAGAUUCACAGUCAGUUGUAAAACAAACAAAUUCCCUAAUAAAAGAUGACACGAUAGGUAAAUCUGGUGCACCAAGUGACUUGCCUGCUGCCAUGGACAAGCCUACUGCUGAGGAGAACUCUUCAGAAAGUGAGGAAGAAUGUUCUGAUGUUGCUAUGGAAACUGAAGAGAAGGAGGUUAAAAAGAGCAAAAGAGUUUCCACAACUGAAAGCUUGACCACCAAACCAGACGAUAUUUUCACUGAAGCAUCAACAAGUAAAGAUGACACACUCUCAGGUAAUGGGAAUGAAUUUUUUUCUGUAAUGUCUACACAGCCAACUGGGACUAAAGCAGCUACUGUGGCACCACCUGUAGGGGGUAAUAGAAAUGAAAGGACGGCUACAGCAGUGACACCUGCAGGAGAAUUCCUCAGUGAAGAUGAAGAGACAAAAACCCACAAGCGAAAAUUGUCAGAAAUGGAGGAGAGCAGUGAUCAGGUGGAGAGCAUGUUGGCUAGUUUUGUAGAUGCCCAACCAGACUCAGACUGAUAGCGACAAUAAUUUGUGGUUUAAAAAAACAUCAGGUGAAGAUAAAUUUUGGACAGCGUCUUUGAUUUUGAAGGAUCACAGAUUGGACUCGGUGUGAAUUAUGAAGGGUCGAUGAUAAGUGUUUGCUACAUAAUUGAGAAGAAGUUGAGAAAUGGGGCACUAUUUGGACAAGAAAAAACUGGAGACAUGACCACUGAUUAUCAAAAUAUUUCAUGCUAGUCAUGGCAUCUGUUAUUGCUACACUGGAAUUAGGGAUGGGGAGGAAGUUCUUGCCUGACAUUGUAG
Molecule: messenger RNA, 2962 nt
Organism: Lingula anatina
Lineage: Eukaryota; Metazoa; Brachiopoda; Lingulata; Lingulida; Lingulidae
Product: proline-, glutamic acid- and leucine-rich protein 1-like
Biological process (GO): rRNA processing
Cellular component (GO): nucleus
Source: RefSeq, a predicted model, not a curated record